This is a messenger RNA of Eruca vesicaria subsp. sativa (arugula), 1338 nucleotides long. The record is from the annotation of a GenBank genome assembly. NCBI's taxonomy places the organism in Eukaryota, Viridiplantae, Streptophyta, Magnoliopsida, Brassicales, Brassicaceae.
GGGGCUUCUCUUCUUAUUGCAGAAGUAGCCCCCAUGUUCACGUGAUCCGUUCUUUCCCAUCUUGCCCUAUAUAUUCAUAUAACCUUUCUUAUCUUUCCUCCAUCCUCUCUUCUCAACAUGGAGUCAUCCAAACUCUCAUCUCUUUCUCUCUGUUUUAUUCUCAUUUGCAUUAUCUUUUUUCCCCAACAAUCCUUCUCAUGCGGCUCCUGCAACCCCCCCAGGAAGGGUGGAAAACCCUCCAUUAAACCCCCUGUAACUGUCCCUAAGCUACCUGUUCCUCCAGUGACUGUCCCUAAGCUUCCGGUUCCACCGGUGACAGUUCCCAAGCUACCUGUUCCUCCAGUGACUGUCCCUAAGCUUCCAGUUCCACCAGUGACAGUUCCCAAGCUACCUGUUCCUCCUGUGGCCGUACCAAAACUACCCGUACCUCCCGUGACAGUCCCAGAACUACCACUUCCUCCGGUGGGAGGGCUACCCAUACCUCCAGUGGGAGGGCUACCACUACCUCCAGUGGGAGGGCUACCCAUACCUCCGGUGGGAGGACUACCCAUACCUCCGGUGGGAGGGCUACCCAUACCUCCGGUGGGAGGACUACCAAUACCUCCGGUGGGAGGACUACCCAUACCUCCGGUGGGAGGGCUACCAAUACCUCCAGUGGGAGGGGUACCCACAAAGCCUCCUGCUGCAGGAGGAAAAGAUUGCCCUCCACCCCCGGGUAGCCAUAAGAAACCUCCAGGCACUAAGAAGGCAACAUGUCCAAUAGACACGCUGAAGUUGGGUGCAUGUGUUGACUUGUUGGGAGGUUUAGUAAAGAUAGGGCUUGGAGACCCAGCCGUUAACAAAUGCUGUCCGCUACUUAAAGGCCUCGUCGAAGUCGAGGCAGCAGCUUGUCUCUGCACUACACUCAAGCUUAAAGCUCUUAACCUUAAGUUGUACGUCCCAGUUGCUCUUCAGCUUCUUCUUACCUGUGGCAAAAACCCACCUCCGGGCUACACUUGUUCCGUCUGAGAAAUUCAAUCCAGUUAAAGGAUAACUUGGAGAGAAAUGUUAUGGCAGAGCUCCAGUUUUUCCUUUCGCGUGUAUUAAUCAUGUCAAAUCCUUUCCCUUUGAUUCUUUCACAUAUCUGUCCCUUCUGCUUUUAUCGUUGUGGUUUCUAGAUUAAUUAUUCUUCUCUUGUAUGAAAGUUCGAUCUGAAUUUAUUUUCAUUAAGAUACUGAAUGAAUUGAACUGUGUGAAAAUAGUAUUGUAAAACAACAUGGAAACAAGAGAAUGUAAGAUGUGUUACAAAAAAACAAGAGGAUGUAAUAAAAACAUAGUAGAACCCAUACUGAGUUUCUA